Messenger RNA from Chelonia mydas (Green sea turtle), 9731 nucleotides. It is a transcript of the gene ADGRF5, whose product is annotated as adhesion G protein-coupled receptor F5. NCBI's taxonomy places the organism in Eukaryota, Metazoa, Chordata, Testudines, Cheloniidae. The coding region runs from base 664 to 4716 and encodes 1350 amino acids. The record is from RefSeq and is a predicted model, not a curated record. Gene Ontology annotation, cellular component: membrane. The transcript has 22 exons. Gene Ontology annotation, molecular function: G protein-coupled receptor activity. Gene Ontology annotation, biological process: G protein-coupled receptor signaling pathway; cell surface receptor signaling pathway.
CAGGAGAAAGCAACACACCUCUGCUCUCUAGACACUGUGAGAACUGAGACUGUGGGGGAAACUGGCCCUGCCCAUAUGGCAGAGAGCCAUUCAGUUCCAUGUGGUAUUUACUGGCGUUCCACCCUGAAAUGCGAAUGAUAGGAUAGAUCCUUAUUGGCAACAGAAAGUGGAAGUUGGGAUCUUUGUUGGAUGUUAGUUUGGUUUGUUUACUUAAAUCUAAAGGCUUUUUCUCACUCUGUCUGUGUCUCUGAAAAUUGCUCUCAGGCUGUUCUACUGUUUUUCCCAAAUGGUUAAAAAACAGGUGUGUCUUCCUGAUGUCACUGAGCUAUAGAGGAUUCUUUGGGAAAACAAAGGACAGAGAUUGAGACUGAAGCUCACACUUGGCCAGGAAGUUUCCUACCCAUUGCAGGAGAAAGAUUGCUCAGAGAAGCCAGGCACUUGCUUUCCUUCAGCUGAAAAGAUCAGUUUUCUAAUGUCUGAACUAGAGGCGUGGGAAAUUCCUCAAUCAAGGCAGAGCUUCCUCUGAUUGUUAAAAAGCCUGAAGCUUUACUAGAGUCUCUGCACUCUUUAACCCAUUCACCUAGAGCAAGAAAAGCGGCCCCAGCAUCUCUGCCUGUGGAUGACAUCUCUGGCGUGCUGUUCUGCAAUAAAGUAUUGGGUGAAAUGCUGUCCCUGGGCAUUAAAGUCUUCUGCUUCCUACUUCUAAUUGUCACCACAUCUACCCACGCUUCGAUGGAAGUUAAUUUUGAACUUAAUUUUGAUCCAUUCAUCCAUCACUCACCUCGCAGCAAAUAUGGAACAGAAGAGAACAUCCCAACAGACCUGCACAGGCAGAAGCGACGGGUAGCUGCACUUGGCUUUUCUCCUGUGGACUACAAGGUUGACAUUGAGAUCAUUUCUACAGAUUCAUCUCUCUUGGAAUCCCUCAAAGAUUAUUUCAAGAAUCUUAGUUUUCCAGUCAUAAUAAACACCUCAGAUGCAGCAAUGAACAUUUCAAGCCUCAAUAUUACUACAGUAUGCAGUCUCAUCAGUAAUAAUAAGACCCAUUGUUCUUGUGAAAGUGGGUACGGAUGGCCAGCUGCAGUGUGCACUGCCAAGUCAAUCUGUCCUGGUACCAUCCCAACACAAGAGGAGAUCUGUGACUGUAUCACAGAGUUGCCUUCUCAAGGACCCUAUUGUCAGCUUCAGCCUGCAGGCAUUGCUACCAUCACAUUAAAAUUAUCAGUCAGACUUGGUGUAGGUUUCCAGGAUGCUCUCAAGAAUUCCUCUUCUGAACUGUAUAAGACAUACGAAAAAGACUUGGAAAAUGCAUUUACAGCUAGCUACAAAUCUUUGCCUGGCUUCGUAUCAGCAAGAGUCACCAGUUUCAGGGCUGGAAGUGUUAUUGUGGACUAUGAGAUCAAAGCUGCCCCAGUAACAGUCUCCCAAAUCAAAAAUUCCAGCAGAAACAUUCAACACUCACUAGAUGCAUCAUAUAUGUUAAUCCCUAAUUCAUUAGAAAUAACAGGUCAAACCAACUUCUCUGUGUCCCCUGAGGACAUUUUCCAGGGGGAUACAGUAAUAAUGAAUUGUAAGACAUGGGUGGAUACAGGGAACGUGACCUGGUAUCAUUCUGGACAUGAAAUCUUGAAUAGCAUCCGGCAUUCAAUACGUACAAUAACUAUAGAAGAAAUUACAAAGUCAGUUCUGGAAAUUACCAGAGUUACACAGCAUGAUACUGGUCCUUAUACUUGUGUUUUCAUGAGCAGCAGUGAGGACUACACAUUGUCAUUUAAAGAAACACAAAAUAUAACAGUAGCUCCAAUAAACGUUGUGCAAUCAGGGGACACUGAAGUUGUAUGUGAUGGUACCAAAGUAACGCUGAGCUGCUGCGUUGAUGGAAAUAUACGAUCCUUUACUACUAACUGGAGACCAAAUAGAGCAACAAAUAUUUUGGGAACCGUCAGUUUCACUCCAAACUGUACUGAGUACACUCUCCAAGCCAAUCAGUCUCAGUGCCCAAACAAGUCUGAACCUGAGAUAACGUACACGUGUGAUGUGAGCACAGGGCAUGGCGCCCUCAGAAGUAAAGCCAUCAAAGUGACGUAUUUACUAGUAGCAAAUGUAGAAAUAUCUUCAAACACAAAAGCUCAAGUUUCUCAGGGACGCAAUUUUUCUCUAACAUGCACCAGCAAAGUGAGCAAUUGCAAUAAUGUCACCUGGCAAAUCCAGUCUCAAAUUAUAGACUCUGGGCUAUACCUCUGUAACUUGGAAUCCCCAAGCAAUGCGAGGUCCGUGCUCACAGUGAAGGCUGCCACUCAGGCCUGGAAUGGCACCUAUACUUGCACGUUCUUUCAGAAGUUUUUGCCAAGUUCUGCUAGUACAACAGUUGAGAUUGUUCCUCUGCCUCUGGAGCAGAAUAUUGUACGGGAUCCCAUUCAAGGAUUUAUCCGAUGCAAUGUUUCUCAGGUCCUAAAGUGCUGCAUAGACGGAAUGGAAAACUAUAAUGUUACGUUCACAGUCCGACAAAUGGAAUUUAAGGGUGUGAGAAAAACACAAGGAAACCAAGUGUGCUACACAUACAAUUACACAGAAAGCUGCAACCUGCAGUCAGAUGUCACAGCAUAUUGUACCUUUGUUAACCGCAUUCAAGAUAAGGUCAAAAGUUUACCUAUGAACCUAAGUAUUAUAUCAGAAAAUAAAGUUACAUGCUCAAACAGCAUUGGUGUGGGACAGCAAGGAGCACAGAUAAUAAAACCAUGCCCAGACUCUAAAGAUGUGAAUGGCACGAGCAUCCCUGUCAGAGGGACUAUAAUCUAUGUGUGUAACAACACCAACUGGGAAGUUGCUAGAAAGAGCUGUAUAUCUGACCGAAUAAACACACUGCUCAGUAGUGCUGAGGCUUUGGUGUCUGGUCCCCAGCCAGCAGAACAGCUAGCCACAUAUCUUGAGACUCUUCAUAAUAUUACGAUAAAGGAACAACAAGAAAUAAACAAUUCAUCUGCAAACCUGGGGGCAGUAAUUACCAUUCUGGAUUUGGUUUCAACCAUCCCAACAGAUGCAGAGCCACACACAAUGACAAAUUUCCUCUCUACAGUGGACAUUAUUGUCAACAGUUCCACAAUACCUGCCUGGAAAGAUCUGAACAAUCAGCAGACAGAGAAGAGUUCUCUGUUACUGAAAUCAGUGGAGAAAUUUUCCCGGUCCCUCCAGCCAGCUAAUAAUAUCAUUCCUUCUAUCACCAACACCAACCUUCAGCUGCAAGGUAUCAUUAUCACAGAAAAUAGUAUGUUGGACUAUAAUAAGAACUUUAUUUUCCCCAGUUCAGCAAACCUCAGCGGUAAUGUGCUAAUUAGAAGAAAUGAAACUGAGAACUUGAAACCAAACUCGACCAUCAUCACCGUGGCUUUCUCAACCCUCAAAGAUAUUCUGCCCAAGCCCAACGAGACAGGUAAGGUUGUGAAUAGCUUGGUGAUGACGACAACAACAAUGAACAGCACGCUCCCUCCGGACUUCCAGAUCUCUCUGACAUUUGCCAAAAGCAAUUCUUCCCUGGAAAAGCCCCAGUGUGUCUUUUGGAACUUCUCUCUCUCUGGUAAUGCAGGAGGAUGGGAUGACACCGGUUGUCACCUGAAGGAUGAAGGAGACAAUAUCAUUUGCAUCUGCAGUCACUUGACUUCGUUCUCAAUUCUGAUGUCGCCCGAACGGAAGCAGACCCUUCCUGGAACCCUAGAUUACAUUACCUACAUCGGCCUGAGCAUUUCCAUAGCGAGCUUGAUGAUCUGCAUAUUAAUUGAAUCCCUGGUAUGGAAAUAUGUGACCAAAAACAGAACCUCCUACAUGCGUCACGUCUGUAUAUUGAACAUAGCUGUGUCUCUUCUGAUUGCAGACAUCUGGUUCAUUGUCUCUGCCUCCCUACAAGACACAAAGAAGCUAGUGAAUGGGAAUGUCUGCAUAGCUGCCACCUUUUUCAUCCACUUCUUCUACCUCAGUGUCUUUUUCUGGAUGCUUGCCCUGGGCCUCAUGAUCUUCUAUCGCCUGGUCUUCAUUUUACAUGACACUAGCAAGACCAUCCAGAAAGCUGUAGCAUUCUCUUUGGGAUAUGGGUGCCCUCUUAUUAUAUCAGUCAUCACCAUAGCUGUCACUCAGCCGCAUGAUGCUUACAGAAGGAAAAAUGCCUGCUGGCUCAACUGGGAGAAAAGCAAAGCUCUCCUUGCCUUCGUUGUACCCGCGCUGAUCAUUGUGGCUGUGAAUUCAAUCAUUGCGGUAGUAAUCCUAGUCAAAAUACUAAGGCCUGCCAUUGGAGAGAAGCCAAGCAAGCAGGAGAGGAGCUCCUUGAUUCAAGCCAUCAAAAAUGUUGCCACUCUGACGCCACUAUUAGGCCUUACCUGGGGAUUUGGACUCGCAACCCUUAGCAAAGACAGCUCAAUAGUAUUCCAUAUACUAUUUACUCUCCUCAAUGCUUUCCAAGGAUUAUUCAUUCUGGUGUUUGGAACUCUCCGGGACAAGAAGGUAUUAGAAGCCUUGCUGAACAGAUAUUCAUUUGCAAGAUGGAGUACGCAGCAAACAAAGUCAAUGUCCCUGGGUGAUUCUGCCCCCGUUUUCUCCAUGAACUCUCAAGUCUCAGGAGCACUAAACAACUUAUUUGGCAAAACAGGAAAAUACAAAAUUUCUUCCACAGAAACAACAGGUUCGUUUAGUGAGCCCACCUCCAACACAUAUUCUCUGCUUCACUGAUGUGUUGCAAAUGUUGAACCAAGAAUGUGAGAAAGGACCUGCGUCUUUUUGCAAGCCAUACAUCAAAAGAAUGAAAAAAUACUCUAUGAAUCAUAGAGAAGUGGACAUCACCCAGACUGCACUGUGCCUUGGCGUGUUCUUUAACAAGCAUCCCUUCUAUUUAACAUGUUUGGAAAGUUCAUGAUGUGGAAUGUUAAAGAGACCACUAAUGCUAAAAGAAAUUUAAAAAUAUUCCACAUAGGGUCCAAUCCUAUGAUGGGCUCCCCCUAAUCUCAGUGAUAGUUGAAGGCGGUCAGCAUCAACGAGGAAGUGCUCGGCACUGUACAGGAUUGAGCCAUGAGACUACACUAAACUUCAAUGGUCUUAAUAGUUUCGCUUUGCCAAUUUUCUGAAUGAUGCCAAAUGCAUGCAUAUAUACAUCCAAGCCCUCUCUCUCCUACUUGCUCCUGUAGGGGGCAGAUGGUUUAGUAGUUUAAAUUUCUUGCUUGAGCUAUCUAGACUUCCUGGAAUGACAGGUUCAAACCCCAGAUGGGUUAGCUCAGUGCUGACCUUCUGAGACCUGGAGUACCCUGAUGAUUACUACAGGGAGGUCUGUCAGAUGUGACUUAACAACCUAAGUGUUUCUUGCUCUGGUUUAACACUGAAGGCCCUCUAUGGGACUUUUGUAAGAACAUGAUGGCUUACCUUAUAUCCUUAGCUAAAAUUCCCCCUUUCUCACUGGUAUGUUAUGUAUUAGAGAUGGUUGGUUGCUGCACUCCACCCUACAGGUGGCUGCAUUCCUGUGGUGAAUGUAUAUAAGGUCCCAUCAUAUAAGCGCUCAGUGAUCUUCCAUUGACAACAAUGGUAGGCCCAAACUCGGAGGGCUUGCAGGCUCAGUACUACCGUAAAACACUUUGACUGCCAGGCAGGAUGAAAGGUUUGUAAAUUAUUAUUACAGUGCUGAAUUUGUAGCUUCACAAUUGUUUCCAGGGCUGCAGAUUUUGAUGGCUUAAGCACAGGAUUACGAGAGUUGCCAAAGACAACAUUGUUUGCAAUCAAAGGAACACUCAUGGCCAAAGACAACAUUGUUUGCAAUCAAAGGAACUCUUCAUGCAAAAUUUGGCAUAAGGUAUUUCACAAAUUCAGCCAGUUCUGGAUUAGGGGCCAGAUUCACCGCCAUUAUCAAUGGGUGCAACUCCAUUUGGCCUCAGUGGAAUUAGGCCCACGUGUGCAUGGGGCAAAUUUGGUCCUGUGACUGCACUGUAGGAUGAAACCUGUGUUGUGGGGAGAGAGAUGUCACUGUUACAAGGGUGUGGGAUGGUAGCAGAAGGGAAAUAGAGAAGUAUUGGUCAAGCAAAUUCUUUAUACCACCAGCAAUUUAUUUUUGCUUUAAAGUCUCCUCCAGUGUGAAAGUUCUUCUUUGAAAUGACCUCCUUAUUCUCGGAGCUUAGGAUAGGUGUGAGAUAUUGUAAAUGGGUUGUAGCUUCAAUGGCUAACAGGAAAUGGAUCCUGCAGUAAUGAGAGCACUGUGGUGUGCUUGCCGAAUGACUCCGGCCUCAGAAUGAGGACAAAGAUCCUACUUCAGAGGAGUCCAUCCCUAUGCUGCUAAAGCACAAAGCAUGUGCUUCAUUUCAGGGGCUUUCUUCAGUCUCAUUGAUAUCAAAGUGUUUCAGGACUUUGCUGAGCAGGGACAGAUUUAAAUACGUGCUUAAGUGCUUUGCUGAAAAGGGACCUAAUGGGGAAUACAUAACAAGCACAUCCCCAGUGUUAGGGGGCUUUUUCCUUCACCCACGUACUUCCCUGGUCCUUCUCACAUGAACAGAGAGCAACAAUACCCGAAGUCCAAAGGUGCAAACAAUUUGAUGUUUAUUGGGGUGAACUUCCAGCAAGCAUGAUUCCAGUUUCCUUCCUUAGUGUCCCCCUUCCCAACGCAGAGCCUUACCUAUGUCCCUGUUCCCAUUCCCCCCCUUAGCAAAACAUGAUUCCAAUUUCCCCACCCCCAUUCCCUGUUCCCAUUUCCCCCACCACACACGCACACUUCCUGACUGACUGCAGACUAUAUUGUAAAACUUGAGUUCUGCUUAGCUAUACCUUAACCAAUCAUUUUCCUGAAAUUUAACUAACCAAUUCUAGCAUAUUGUAACAUGAUUAUUUAACCAAUUAUAUCCCACCACCUUAAUUAGUUUACACCCAGCAAAAUUAAUUAUACAGCAGACAGAAACAAUCACAGAACCAGACAGAGACCAUGCAAAUAAACGACAGCAAAGUGGGAACUAUAAAGACAAAACAAUACAGAAAUGAGGAUUUCACAUCCCAGCUAUUGAUAAGUGAGUUCUUGCCAGACAGGAUGCUAUCAAACUAAGUUUCCUUUUACAUCUUCUAGGCCCUUCCCUUUCUCUGGAGGCGAUAGGCAUUAUCAGGGCAGUAUUGUAUUCCUAGCAGCCCAAUAGCACCUGAUUUCAAUGUGACUGGUUUGGAAUGUGAGGAUGUGACCGGUCGCUUCCCAGCUUAGGGCUGCCUCUGCUGCUUAGCCUAAGAACAGGGCCUCAGACUGUCACAGUCAGAGAAGGCCCUUACACCGGCAGACAGUGAUUUUGAUUCUUUCUUUUAUACCUCUAUAACUAGCUAAGUGAUAAGAAUACACCUACAUUCUUAGAGUAUAGGCCUUUACAGACAGGCCUGACUAUCUAUAUCCUAACACCCAGCACAAGGAUGUGCGAUAAGACUGCAGUCAAGAUUCUCAGCCCUGCCUAAGUUCCCUAAAGCUGUCUCAAACGGGCAGCUGAGCACUUCCCCUAUGCAAGAGCAGUGCCAAGGUGUGGCCCUCGUGAAAGCAUCAACCCUGCCCUGUGGUGCUAAAUUUUUGACACUGAACUGCUGUCAAUAACCACAUCCACCUCGAGAUGUGCCCCUCGCCAGUUCCCCCGCAGCAUCACUGCAAGGUGGAUUGUGUAAUACGGGUUUUCUGUCCUCUGGGAAUGGGACUUUAUAGCAGAUCCCGAUGCCCUCAUCAAUCUGAGUGUGCAAGAACAGCUGCAUCUGCCUGGUUAAGCAUGGGAUCAAAAUGCUUUUUCACUGAUUAAUGGUCCAGGACCUUUGGGAAGGUGGAGUGGAGGGAACAAUUCUGAUUUGCACUACAUGGCUGUGCAAAGGAGAAAGGGGUUGUGAGAACUCCCUUUGGCCUGCACAUGGGCUGAUUGCAGUCUGGGUCCAAAUGCAUAAGAACAAGCAGUAUUACACUCUCCCUCCUUUUCUGGAGCAGGUGGCCUCGAAUGCUCAGAGCCUUGGUUCUACCGCUCCAACUUGCUGGCCACAGUAGCAGAGCCAGCACACGAAGGGUGGCAAAGGAGGGAAUUGUGACUCAAAGGGGUAUCCUUUGUGUUCCUCAGUGCUACCUGCGUAUGCCUAAAGUGCAGAUUUAGCCUAUAUCUGUAAAAUGCUUUGAGAUCCUCCAAAGGCGCUACAUCACAUAUGACAAAUGUAAGCCUUAUAACUGUGAUUGCUGACAUUUCCCUACAUAGAAUUGACCUGCAGAAUUAGUAAUUGCUCAACAAUUCUGGAGUUUAUACACUGUAAAAUUCACAUUUCAUUUCUGUGAACUAUGAAAACUGUUGUGCCAUGAUUUUUUCAUGACUCUGUCAUGUGCUAGCCAUCACAGCUUAGAGUAGGCUUGUUACAUUGCCCCAAGGAAGAUACAUUUAUGCAACAGCUGCAUUUUAGAAAGAUAAGUUUGUCAAGAAAAAUAAAACCCAUGUUUAACAUUCACACAGUCUCUUAAGGAUUGACAUAAGCUAACGGGUUAUUUAAACAACAUUAUCUAACAUCUGUCUGGAUAAUCCAGCCUUCUUUCCCUAGAUGGGGAUUCGGAAUUCAAAAACGUACAAUAAAGUGUAUUCAAAAUCUAGGGGAAUUUCCCUUAACCACUUCCCAUUCCAUUGCUUAAAAGAUUUUUCUUUGGGGCAAAUUCUGAUAAUUCCUACACAGCUUCUUUCAGUGUUAUUAACAAUCACUUCUAAAAAGGAAGGGUUGUAAAAUGUCUUCCAUUUGUAGGAUAACGUCUAUAGUACUUUACAAAUGAAAGCACUUUAUUUUUGUACUAUGAUUUUCUUCCUAAUACAGUAACUCCUCACUUAAAGUCGUCCCGGUUAACAUUGUUUCGUUGUUACGUUGCUGAUCAAUUAGGGAACAUGCUCGUUUAAAGUUGCACAAUGCUCCCUUUUAACGUCAUUUGGCAGCCGCCUGCUUUGUCUACUGCUUACAGAAAGAGCAGCCGGUUGGAGCUAGCUGGUGGGGCUUGGAACCAGGGUGGACUGGCAGCCCCCCUAUCAGCUCCCCGCCCAGCAGGCUAUUAAUUGCCGGGCAGUUCAGCUGUCCCUGCCCCCCACUGCCAUGUGCUGCUCCUGCCCUCUGCCUUGGAGUUGCUCCCCGGAGCCUCCUGCUUUCUGUGCAGAGUGAGGAUGAAGAGGGGUGCUAAUGUCAGGGUAGCCCCCUCUCCCCCCACUCCUGUACCCCCAUCUCCUGUACCGUAUCUCCCCUGGGGGGCGGGGAGGGGACACGACUCUACAGGGCUCAGGACGGAGGGCGCUUGCUGGCGGCAGCUGCUGUCUCAAUUUGAUAAUCUACUAAAAAAGGCAAUGUACUUAGAUUGGGGUCAGCAUACUUAAAGGGGCAAUGCGCGUCUCUCUCUCACACACAGGGUGUGUGUCUCUGUCUCUCUCUGCCAUGCUGUCUCCCCUCCCUCCAUUCGUGCUGCCUUGUAGAGUGUGAGGCUACAUUAACAACGUGUUGAGGGCAAGUUCAUCCCACCCUCUGACUUCACCACUUCAACCAAGCUUCACAAUCAUCACUGCUGUGUACAGUAUUAAAUUGUUUAAAACUUAUACUGGUUUAUAAUAACUACAGUGUUAAGCGAGGCGUUACUGUUUACAGUUUAUAUCUCAAAAGUGUAAAAGAACGCAAAAGCAUGCAUGCUUACUGUGCACAUCUAUAUCUUUCACUGUUAAUUGUUAAUAAAAUCUGUUUGCAUACAGCUCAAA